This is a messenger RNA of Populus nigra (black poplar), 813 nucleotides long. Its product is annotated as umecyanin-like. NCBI's taxonomy places the organism in Eukaryota, Viridiplantae, Streptophyta, Magnoliopsida, Malpighiales, Salicaceae. Gene Ontology annotation, cellular component: plasma membrane. The record is from RefSeq and is a predicted model, not a curated record. The transcript is spliced from 2 exons. Gene Ontology annotation, molecular function: electron transfer activity. The coding region runs from base 149 to 661 and encodes 170 amino acids.
CAAAGGACCAACUUUCUCUAAAGACAAUACUCCAACUCCCUCUAUUUAUAGAUAAGAAGAUUAGAUAGAGAACCUCACACACAGAGAAAGAUCAUAUUAGAGAAGGGGUGACUUUACCUUUGAGAACACACACACUAGACUAACCAACAUGAGAAGUCUCAUUGUUUUUGUAGUUUUAGGAGCAGUAUCACUAUUGUUGCGUGGCUCAGAGGCAGCAGUUUAUCAGGUUGGAGACGGCACCGGUUGGACAAGACCUACUAGCACCUCUUUCUACUCUGACUGGGCUUCAGGCAAAACCUUCGCUCUUGGUGACACUUUAACAUUCACAUUCACUACAGGUGCACACGAUGUGGCCACUGUCUCAAAGAGUGAUUAUGAUAAUUGCAACACAGGCAGUCCAAGCAAUGUUGUGACAACUGGACCAGCAACAAUCAAUGUUACGGGAGAUAGCUACUUUCUUUGCACAAUUGCUGGCCACUGCUCCGCGGGACAAAAAUUAGCCAUUACCGUAGCUGCAGGCAACACCCCCUCACCAGGGACAUCACCUGAAACUCCAUCUUCUUCACCGCCGCCGCCACCACCCUCAGCCGCCUCAAGUCUUGUUGCUACCUUUGCUUUGAUGUUCGUGUCCAUUGCCAUUAGUUUGAUGUAUUGCUUUUAGCCCAUCCUGUAGCAACAAUUUUCUAGUGUUCUGUCAUAUUGCUUCUAUGUAUUUUAUCACUCAUUUGAGGAUAUACUGGUAGGCUUUUAUCGCUUCUAUGUACUUUAUCACUCAUUUGUUCUUUAUAUAACAAAUAUUAUUUUAAGUAUUAA